GUUUCUGGCAGUCCAGCCAUCACAACAAAGUUAAAGGGAAUUUUGACGUCUGUUAAAAGUUGUCCAUAAAAUCCCUCUUAAAACCGGACUUUAAACUGGUAUUUAAUAUAGGUAUUGCUGUAAUGGGAAGCCAAUGAGUGUGUUUAACCCGUUGAUGUUGGGAAUUAAAAAGGAAUUGUCGCUAUAGCCGCAAAAAAGACAGAAAUAAGUCAGCCAUGGGUGAGGUGGAGCUGCAGAUGACAGACCUUAAUAAUGUCUCAUUGAAGCAGGAAUAUCCUGCCAAGGUCAUGAACGAAGUUUCCUUCCAAGGUGAGGAAGGUAAAAAAACGAAAGUCAAAGUGCCUAGAAGGGUCCUUCACUUCUCUGAUGGCACUAUGGAGGAGUACAGCACAGACGAUGAGGACGAGACUGAUAACAAGCCAGAUACUCUAGCAUUGGUUGAUCCAAAAAGUUUGAGUUGGGGCCCAUGGAUGUAUUACUGGAUGUAUUACACAGGAAGUAAAACAUUAUCAGCAUGUGAUUAUGUGGGUGAAGGCUUGGCACACUUCCUGGGUAUUACAUCACCAAAGUAUCAGUAUGAGAUCGAUGAGUAUAAGCGAUGUGAAGAGGAGGAGAAAGCAGAGAGGGAGGAAGAAGCAGCUGAGAUGGCUGGCUGGACAACUGCUGAGAACAUAGUGGCUGAUGGUGUUGAGCGAGGAGACACUGUGGUGUGCUCAGCCAUACGGCAACCACCCUCCCCAUCGCACGCCAAAAAUGAGAUUCUCUCCGUACCAGAAACCACACAUGAUACCUCAGACCAGGAAGACAAGGCCUCUCAGUCAAGAGAGAAAGAAGACUCCCAGCCACAAGAAACAGACGGAGUGUCGCGCUGGGAAAGGUUUUAAGACCUGCCCCUAGGUGAAGGCUUUGUUAUCAUCCAUGUGUCACAGGAAAAAGGUUCUAAGAUCUAUCUCAGAGGAAGGCUUCAUCACCACCCAUGUUAUACAUUGGCCCAAGAUGAAUUCUUUUUCUACAAAAUGCAUUUAGACUUCAUCAACAACACUAUAAUGUAUAAAUAGAUAAAAGUCUGUUUAGUGAUGCCACCAAUAAAUGCAGUUCACACCUAGCAUGUCUUACUGUCUGGUAAAUCAGAAUUUCCAUCAAAAUCUGCAAGAAAAUAGCAUUUUAAGAUAAGAAUUACAUAUUGUAUAUUUUAAGAAACAAUCAGCAAAGGCAGGAUAGAGUACCGAGAGGUAAUAUUAGUCCUUCUCACUGAGAUGUUCAUAAAUAUAAUAUAUAAUAGUACUCUAGUUUUGUAGUAAAAUGAGAUAUUACAGUUGUAAUGUGAUUUUCCAGAUCAUCUAUGUAACAGUUUUCGUGAAUUAGAACCUUUUUGCCAGUGAAAAUGAAAGCCAGUCCUCGUAGCAUUUUACAUAUAAAUAGUCUUUUAACAAGGACAUAGCAAGGUUAUAUUAAAAACAGAAAUAAUUUUAUAGUUUUUUCUCCUAAAUGGAAAAUCAUGGAAUAUACAUACGUUUCUCUAGUAUAUACCAGGAAUAAUACAGUCACACCUCAUCAAUCAAAAAUUAGUGGGACCAAAUGUUUUUUGUUUAAUUAAACUUUUUAUUAAUUACAGGAGUGGCAGCAGCAUUGUGGAACAUUAUUUAUUAUGCCCAUUAUGAUUAACUUGAGCUUUUAAUUAUAACCCUAUGCAAAUAAAUGAGGUGUGCUUCCACUUUAGUUUUCAUAUUUAACGUGUGUGUAUAUCCAUGCAAUAAAAAGUGAGAAAUGCCAUUUUGAAUUCCAGUACUGUACACUAUAUUGUAUUUUUUUGUAAUUUUUUUUUACAGUAUUAUUAUUAUAAGGUUAUAUUUUGAUUUAGUCCAGUUAUCUGAUACCUUCUAUUUUGCAGGAGUGCAUACAUAUUUUGUCCAGUUACAUGCAGGAGUGCAUACAUAUUUUGUCCAGUUACAUGCAGGAGUGCAUACAUAUUUUGUCCAGUUACAUGCAGGAGUGCAUACAUAUUUUGUCAGUUACAUGCAGGAGUGCAUACAUAUUUUGUCCAGUUACAUGCAGGAGUGCAUACAUAUUUUGUCCAGUUACAUGCAGGAGUGCAUACAUAUUUUGUCCAGUUACAUGCAGAAAUGCAUACAUAUUUUGUCCACAGUUACCCACAGGGAGUGCAUGCACACUUUAUCCAGUUAUAUGCAGGGUUGUAUACACAUUGUUUAAUUAUCUGCAGGAGUGUGUACACAUUUUAUCCAGUCACUCUGUGUUUACUCCAGCUCCAUUUUAUAACACACCAAUCUUAAGAUUUUCCUACUUGUCUUCACAGUGAUGUUCUAUGGUGUUCUUUAUACUAUUAUGAUGUUGUAUGCCUACUGUAUGUAGUCAAGUGUGGUACAGUAUCACAUUGACAGACUCAGCAUUUUAAAUUGUGCCUUAAAUCCUUAUACUAUUCACAAAUUUUCAGUUAAAUAUAAAAUAUGUAUUACAGUGGUACCCCGAGUUUCGUACAUAAUUCGUUCCAGAAGGCUGUUCGUAUGCCGUUAGCGAACAAAUUUGUUCCCAUAAGGAAUAAUGUAAAUUAGAUUAGUCCACUUCAGACCCCCAAAAAUAUACUUACAAGAGCACUUACAAUAAUACACUCACAUAAUUGUUCGAGUUGGGAGCUGUACGAAACUCGGGGUACCACUGUACUUGUAUGUAGAUCAAAAUAACUCAGUACAAUAUAUUUAAGGUAAAAUUUUAAUACAGUGAUAGUCUCAUUUCACAAUGUUUUAGUUUGUUCUGAAAUAGCACAAGUACUAUUAAUGAAUAACUAAAUGCAGGUGGGUCACAUGUAUAUGUGCAUGAGUGCACAUGUGUAUGUGUGUGUAUCAAAUAUUAUCUCAGUACAUAGCAGGAUUCAAACCUGCAUACACUGUGUCACAGUACAUAGUACUUUCACCAUUCAAAGUACUGCCUACUUUGAUACAGUGUGCAGGUUUGUAUCCUGCUGUGAACUGAGACAUAAUGUGUGUUAAAAGUUCACCCAUUUGCGAAUUAUUAAGGAUGUGUGCAUGUGUAUGUGGACAUACGUGUGUAUAUAAAAGUGAGUGAGUGGAAAAGAGUAUAUACAAAUAAGGAUAUGUUAUUAUUUUAUCUCUUCUACAUAGGGGAUUUAUAUUGUGAAUUAGUCUCAUGUAUAUUAAAAUACACUAGAAAAGUUGGAUGACAACUCUACGAAUGUACUACACACCAAAGGAUUUGUGAAAUUGUUAUCAGUACAAUAUAUACGGAUAUAUAUAUAUUUUUUUUUUCAACAAACCGGCCAUAUACCACUGAGGCAGGGUGGCCCAAAAAGAAAAACAUACAGGAGAAGGGGUUACUAGCCCCUUGCUCCUGAUGUACGUAUAUAUAUAUAUAUACAGUGGACCCCCGGUUUACGAUAUUAUUUCAUUCCAGAAUUAUGUUCAGGUGCCAUUACUUAAUGAAUUUGUUCCCAUAAGGAAUAUUGUGAAUUAGAUUAGUCCAUUUCAGACCCCCAAACAUACACAUACAAACGCACUUACAUAAUUGGUCGCAUUGGGAGCUGAUCGUAAACUGGGGGUCCACUGUAUAUAUAUAAAUGCUGUAUUGUAUAUUUUACAACCCUCAAGUGCAUGUACUGAGAUUUGAAUUUCUCUUAGAUAUGACACCAGGUUGAGUACCAUAAUAUCUUGGUAUGUGCAUUCAGGGUUGUGAGAAUUGCUUGUGAUUCUGGUACCAGUCAAGUUUACAUAACUGAAGGUAAGAGAGAGACAUACAGACAGUCAGACAGAGACAUACAGACAGUCAGACAGAGACACACAGUGUGUGUAUACAUAUACAUAUUUUUUUUUUUAACUCCCAGGCCGUCUCCCACCAAGGCAGGGUGACCCAAAACAAUAAAGCUUUCACUAUCAUUCACACUAUCACUGUCUUUGCAGUGAUAGUGUGAAUGAUAGUAUACACACAUAUACACAUACAUACAUAUAUCCAGCAGGCUUGUAUGAACAUUCAAGACAAAUGGUUUAUAAUGAACAUACUGUCGGAGUAUAAGGUAACCUUCAUGAAGGGCUUCAGGAAAUCUAGUUAGCCAGGCUUGAAUCUGGGAAGUGGGAAGGUAGUGCCUGCACUCUGAAGGAGGGAUUAGGAUGUUGCAGGCAGAGGGAUAAUAUGCUUACAUACAUAUAUACAUUCAUACAUAUGCAUACACAUACAUACAUACAAAUAUACACUGUAUAUGUUUUGUUAUUACUCAGUGAAAUUCAGUCUGAACCUCACAAAAUUAAUAGAAAGCUGUAUUUCAUUGAUGUUAAAUAAUGCUAAGUUGGGUAAGAUUAAGCUAUAAUGUAUACUGAAAAUUUUUAUGAAAGUUAGGUAUGUUAAUUCAGUUAAAAUCUAAAAAUUGGCAUACCAUGUUAAAUUAUAGAAAUCUAUCAAGCCAUAAGAAAAAAUCAGAAAAAAUAAAUUUUGGCUUUUGUAUUUGAUUGCUCUAGAUAAUAAAGCACAACAUAUACAGUAUGUACUGUGUACAAUAUAUACUGUACCUGCUAGAAAGAGGCAGAAGUAUUAAAAAUAUAUACUACAUACUGUAAUGUAAGUUUUGUGGUGAAUAAAUAAUAUAAAAUUA
Molecule: messenger RNA, 4615 nt
Organism: Cherax quadricarinatus
Lineage: Eukaryota; Metazoa; Arthropoda; Malacostraca; Decapoda; Parastacidae
Source: RefSeq, a predicted model, not a curated record